UCGACCGCGGCAAGAAAGAAAAGAGAAGCGGGCUGAAACGAAGCUUGUGGUCUCUCGCCAACUCGUGGCCAGUUUCAGCCGCGGCGCUCGACCGUCAAGCUCGCGAGAUCUCUCGUUGGAACGGCGAGAGAGAGAGAGAGAGAGAGAGAGAGAUGCGAAUAUCGCCGUUGUUAUCGUCGAUCGAGCCUACCGAAUCUCCGAUGCUCCAGCCUGCUCGAUGAACUUUUAACCGAGCUUCUGCUAUUAUCGCCGCACCGCUAUCCUUGGCCAGUUUUCGGGUUCGAGUGCUCGUGUUCGUCCAGUGAAAUCGAAAGUAACACCGCUUGGAUCGUUCUCCGUGGCCGUUUUUGGCUGCUUGGGAAAUUGAGCAGCGCAGCGCUCGAUGCCCUGGGAGGACUCGGUUUAUCGGUAUGCUCGAUCGUGCUCGUUGAAGAAAUUCUCGUGCGAAUCUGGUGGUGACAGAGGAGGAGGAGGAAGAGGAGGAGGAGGUGAGCUAGCAUGAUCUAUCAGCCGAACCAUCAGUCACCGACGAUGUCGUCCGCGAGGAAAACGUCGCCACGACCGCAGCGUCGAAACCUGCAAGCGUCCUCGGGGAAGUGCGCGAACGCGAAGGCGAAGGCGAAGGCGAAGGCGAAGCGUACAGGAGGCAACGGCGAGGAGAGAUGCAGAGGAAGGUGUAGAGUGCAGUGGAGCGAGAAACACGUGAAGGAGGGGUUGGUUCUGGUUCAGGAGGCGCAGCUGGCCAGAGUGGUGAAGACGGGGCCCAUCACCGAGCACUACGAGAUCGACCCGAAGCCGUUCGCUAACGGACAAUGGGCGAAAGUGUAUCGGUGCAGAUCUCGAUCGACCGGUAUCCUCUACGCGGCGAAAUACUCCUCGAGGAACCGAUUCAACGCGGACUGCAGCGCCGAGCUGAGACACGAGAUCGCUCUGCUCUCCCUCUGCUCGCAAUCCCCCCGAGUCGUUCGCCUGCACGACGUUUACGAGACUCCCAAGGAAAUUAUUCUCGUGAUGGAAUACGCCCCCGGAGGCGAUCUGCAGACGCUCAUCGACGGCGAUUUGGUGCCCCUCGAAGGUGACGUGGUGCACUUUGUGAGGCAGCUAGUAGAAGGACUUGCCUACCUCCACGAGAGAAAUAUCGCCCAUUUGGACAUCAAGCCGCAGAAUCUGGUGAUGAUGGGCAGCUUUCCCGAGUGCGAGGUGAAGCUCUGCGAUUUCGAGAUCUCCAGAGUGAUCUUAGAGGGGACGGAGGUUCGCGAGAUUCUCGGGACACCGGAUUACGUGGCUCCUGAAAUCCUCCACUACGAGCCGAUCACUUUGGCCGCUGAUAUGUGGUCUCUGGGCGUCACAUCCUACGUUCUAUUAACUGGCUUCUCUCCGUUCGGUGGUGAAACCGAUCAAGAAACGUUUCAAAACAUCUGUUUGGGCGAGGUAGACUUCCCGGAAGAAUUAUUCGGAGACAUCUCGGCGCAGGCAAAGGAUUUCGUCGCGAAGCUUUUGGUGCUGGACCCAAGCGCACGAAUGACCGCGAAACAAUGUCUGCGUCACGAUUGGCUACGAGGCGCGCCCACACAAGCGUCGCCUCAUCUCAGAAGAUACCUGUCGAAGUCGAGGGAAGUCCUUCUGGAACGAGUUGUCAGCCGGGAGAAUCUGCGGAGAGCGGCGCUUUUGAGCCAGGCGAGCAGCCAAGCGAAUCUGUCGGGCGACGCUCAAGAGUCGAAUCAUCGCGAUCAAAGCUUGCAGGAUUGUUUGCUGAGUCAAAGCGAGAUGUGCCUGAGUCACCGUCUCACCGGAAGCCGAUCUAGUCUCGAAGGUAGCGAGGAUUUCCCGAGUCCAGCAGAUUCUCGGACCAGCCUCAACUCUUCCAGGACCAAUCUCAGCUGCACCAGCCAGAGCUGCUUGUUGAACAAAGAGCAAACGCAGGGUUUGUUGAGCCGGGCGCAAAGUAGAUCGCAGGCAAAUCUGAAUCACGGUCUCAGUCGAGGACUCCUGUCUAGAAUACGAAGUCUGAAUCGAAUUCAGUCCCAGGCGUGUUUGCUCAACGGAAACUCCUCGACAACCUCGACUUCGUUGCAACCGCGUAUGGUAAUAAAUCCCGUGAUUACCAAGUCCCGCGAGAAGCUGUACGGUUUGAGAUCGUUGUCCAAGUCCCAGGGGGUUUUGGACAUAUACAGGAGCCUCGAGUGUCUCAGACGAAGAAGGAAGAGCUACCAGCGAGCCAAAACUGAAGACACGAUACCAAUUUUCAAACGGCUCGAACCAGGUAUCGAUCCAUCUAACGCGUCUAUCGCGACCACGUGUGAUACCGACGAUCGACUCUCCUACGACGACAUUCCCAGUUUAACGGAGGCGAAGAAACGUUCCCAAGAUGGAAAUAAAGGCGCUUCGAGCACGGAGGAACUGGAAUCAGAGGUCGCGAAGGAUUUUAACGACCGAUCGCCGGAAGUGGAAUCCUCGAGAGAGCGGACUUUCGAGUCCGAGGAGAAUUUCGACUCGUUGAAAUCGAUAGAAUCGGACACGCUGACCGAAGAUUCGGACGAAACGCCGGUGAGUCGCGAAACGGAGGGCGUAACAGGCAAACGACCCUGCCGCCGACAGCACUCGGACGCUUCCAGUCGUUCGAACAAUUCCGGAACGUCGGACGACAAAGAGGAUCGUUCUACCGAGUCAGAAACCGACGAACCCAAGUACACCGUCGCGCAACUUGUCUCUGCUUUUAACAAACACCAAGAGGUCGCUUCGAGGAGCAGCUUGGAAGCCAUAAUGACCGAAAAGAGAGUGAACGAGGUUACGUUUCCGACUGGAACGAAGGCUUUGAGGCUGUUCAUACCGGACAUCAACAUCAGCGAAAGUAAAAUCGUGAGGAGGAAAACGAGCUACAAGCCGCGGAAGAAUUGGGAGGAGCUGAGGAAGAAAAACGAGAAAAACGAGGGGAUCUUGAAGAACUUUGUCGAUUCGGGUAACGAAGACGAGGACGAGGGUAACGAGAAUCACGUGGAACAGUCUAACGGUGAAGGUGAAUCGUCUUCGGACCGAUGGUCGACUUUACCUCCGAUAGAGAUCAACGGAGACUCCAUUUUCACGGAAAUCACGGUUCAAGACGACGUUGAUACAACGAUAGACGAGAAGUACAAGCGGUGUGUGAAGGAAGCUAAAUUAAACGCGACGGAAGCAGCGAAUAACAAGUCCCGAAAGGCUGCUACACCUAUCUCGACUUUCACCCGACAGAAAGAAAGACUGCCCAACUACAUAUAUCCAGAAAUGACGUGCCACAUUAAAGAGGAUCCUCAGGACUCGCCUAAGAAGACGACGAACGAUAAAAGCAACUCUGAAAUACAAAGGACGGAACGAUCGAAGGCAACGUACAAUACGGAUUGCUGCGUCAAUGUAAAUCUAAAGGACAUCUUACAAAGGGUAGACAGUUUUCAGAGUAAUCCGAAGGAAAACUUGGAAAAUCUGAGGAAAAGAACGUCGAUCGCUAAAAUAAUCUUGAACGAUAACCUGCCCUACGAUAGUCCAGAUAGGAACGACGGAGAGAAUCGUACGAGCAGCAGAGCUCGAAGCGAACCACCUUCGUCUUUGUCUCCGAGGGAGGAAGACGAGAAAAUGAAAUUAGUCGUACCACCCUCUUUCGUGAGAUCCUCGUCUCUGUCCAGUGACAGCAGCUGUCAAACACCUACCAGCGUCCAUUCAGACGCGAACGUCUCCUGGGAAGACGUUCAGAAUAGCAGAGGAGGAUCGAACGUGUCCCUGGAGAAAGAGGAUCCUGGCAAAGUUCGAAGAAGAAACGACGUUCAAAGAACAUCGAGCGAAGGGAGAGGCAAACAAUAUCCGGAAGACAAAAGACUUUGGGGUAGAGUUUGCACAGGAUCUUACAACAGAGCAAUGGAGAAGUUCAAUAAGAACAACGACGCGAACAAAAAGGCUGUCGGUCAGUUGAACGGAUUGUCGCAGAGCGAAAAGACCAGAAGGAAAAGUAGCCCUGCCAUGCCUCAAUACAUCAACCCGUAAAAAUAGACUUGCCUUUCACGAAGACUGAAUCUAGAACUUGGCCUUCCCUAAUUACAGUGACUCAGGCCGCCGGAACAACGUGAACCGAACAGCGAAAUUUCUCUUUUCGAAAAAUACUUUGACGGAUCAGGAACGAGAUAAUCGGUUCGCAACCUUGUCCUCGACAGACGUUCGCCAACUUCCGUCGCAAUAUCAGAGAAUCGUCGUCGUCGUCGUCGUCGUCGUCUUCGUCGCCGUCGUCGUAGUGACGUACAGUCAUUUCCUUUGACUGGACCAUACUGACAGACGAAUAAUCUGCGAGCGUGUGUCAUCAAAUGGUCGAACGACAAACGGUAACCUGUCAUUAACAUCCCACCUGAGCGUCGCGUGGUCAAACAAGGCGAUUGAACGUGAUUGAUCGUCAUAGCCUUAUCCUUGACUUAAUCUCCAUAUUGAGCGAUCUUCGAGAACUACUUCUUUUUUUCAAAGUGCGUAGUAUCGAUGGACACGUGGAUACCGAGAAAACGAAGCAGCUGAUCCCGACCAAAAAAUGGUAAUGAUCGAACCACGAAAAAGGAAGUAUCGAUGGUGUCGAUUUUAAAUUCAAAUCACACGGGAAUUGAAAGCUGAGCUUAGCUCGUACAAAGAGCGCGAUAGAAAAUCGCGUUCGCAGAAUAUUGCUCACACACGAGAUUAUCUUUUUACGAUACAACUUUGCCUCUACUAAUUCUGCCUUUUUUCUUUUUUCUCUUUUCUCAUUAGUGUUAGAUUCAAUUGGUGCGUCGAAAACGAGAACUCACAAUCCGUUAUACCGUAGUAUACAUAUACAUACAAUACUUACAAUUAGCGAUCUA
Messenger RNA from Habropoda laboriosa, 4844 nucleotides. Its product is annotated as probable serine/threonine-protein kinase HSL1. Gene Ontology annotation, biological process: protein phosphorylation; intracellular signal transduction; positive regulation of apoptotic process. NCBI's taxonomy places the organism in Eukaryota, Metazoa, Arthropoda, Insecta, Hymenoptera, Apidae. Bases 499 to 4011 code for a protein of 1170 amino acids. Gene Ontology annotation, cellular component: nucleus. The record is from RefSeq and is a predicted model, not a curated record. Gene Ontology annotation, molecular function: protein serine/threonine kinase activity; ATP binding. The transcript is spliced from 8 exons.